This is a messenger RNA of Trichoderma reesei QM6a, 1314 nucleotides long. RefSeq lists its product as hypothetical. The record is from RefSeq and is a predicted model, not a curated record. Bases 1 to 1314 code for a protein of 437 amino acids. The transcript is spliced from 5 exons. Gene Ontology annotation, biological process: regulation of DNA-templated transcription. NCBI's taxonomy places the organism in Eukaryota, Fungi, Ascomycota, Sordariomycetes, Hypocreales, Hypocreaceae.
AUGCUCAAGAUGCUGCGCCAGCCGAGACUCUUGUAUUGUCAUAGCUACGAGGCCGCCGAGGCGAUUCAUCAAGCACAUGUUAGUACCAGGCAACAAGAUGUAUAUCAAGUCGUUUCGAACAUUGGACAACUAUUCGAAGGCUAUCCUUCCUUUGUCACCCAAGAGCUCAGCAAUCUCCUUCCGUAUCAAUACCGGAUCGAGGCGAUUGAUCAUUCAAGGGUGCAGUUUUACGCGCCAAAUACGGAUCCGGUCAUUAUCGAGGCGGUUAAAAAACCAGAAGAUUCGCAACGACAGCAGACAUAUAACAACCCAGCUGUUGAUACACGCGAUGUUUCCAAGAGCCAUAUAGAUCGUGUCGAGCUGGAGAAAGUCGGAUCUACCGAAAGCUGGGUGGCCAAGGUCAAAGAUCGCUUUACGGGUAGCCCUCUUGUAUACAGACAGCUUCUCGAGAUACUCCGGGAUACUCAGGAUGACGCGCGCUCCACUCAGGACGCCUACUUGGCAGCCAAGAAGCUGUUUGGCGUAAACAGAGAUCUGAUUGAUGAAUUCCAAAUACUCACAGCCAGGGGAGAGCUCAAGCUCGACGAGUCACUCUUGCAAAAAGUCCGAAGUGUUACUCAAUAUGGGACUGGUAGUCCUGAGCAGCUUCAUUUGAUUAGGGAAGAAAGGGGCCAGGCGUCAAUGGAGGCUGUCGGUGAGGGUACCAAAGGCAAUCCCUCUGAAUCAAACCAAACACUGUGUUGCAUAUGCCAUGAAGCUGGCUCUGGCGAUAUGAUACAGUGUGGUAAUACCAACAGCUGCCAAGGGAAGUGGUUCCAUCUGGUCUGCGUCAGCCUUUCCACCGCUCCCGCAGCAACGGCGAAGUGGCAAUGCCCCGAGUGUCGUGAGCGCGUCAAUAUCGCAGAGGUAGAGGAGGGCAAUCCAGGAGGGUCUGAUAAGCGAAAGCAAAUUCCGUCCUUUGGCAGGAUCAACUACCCUCAACCCAAUCCGGACAUUUAUAUCUGGCCACCAGACUCGUAUGGUUCUGUCGACGUAACGCCGGAUGAGGCGUCGUCUUCAUUCGUUCCGCCGCCGUUAUCACCACCCUCUCUUACCAAAGAUGAUAAUCCUUUCGAUGAUGAGGAUGACAGGCCAGCUCCGACGGGGAUGCCCACGUUCCGCAGGACCACCCGGGUGCUAAAAUCGUCAUUUGCACCUCCUGUGUCUAGUCGCCUACGCGAGGUUACCACGUACGAUACCGAUGUACAAACACCAAGUCAUGCAACUCCUGAGCCUGAAAAACAAAAUUCCAAACUGCAGAACAAGACGCCAUAA